This is a messenger RNA of Aspergillus bombycis, 582 nucleotides long. RefSeq lists its product as uncharacterized. The record is from RefSeq and is a predicted model, not a curated record. The transcript has a single exon. Bases 1 to 582 code for a protein of 193 amino acids. Lineage: Eukaryota; Fungi; Ascomycota; Eurotiomycetes; Eurotiales; Aspergillaceae.
AUGGAAGCAGUUGGAUCUGCAUCAGCAAUUUGUGGAAUUGCGGCAGCUGGAAUUCAAUGCUCCAUCAAGCUUAUAGCUCUUGCUGGCCUGGUCAAGUCUGCACAAGGUGAUAUUACAGACAUUGCAGAAGGCGUGCUGUUGAAUGCUAGUAUUUUACAGCAAUUGGGAGAGCUCGCGAAGAUUGGGAUAUCUCACGAACAAACCCCGCUGUACACCAAUGGCAACAAUGACAAAUCGAAGAUACCACAUCCAGCGACUGGAGGCGAUGCCGAAGGGAGCACUGAGCCCCAACAGGGAAUCUUCAAUGCAGCUGGGCUAGCAGUAAUCCUGGAGCUAGUUACAGAAUGCAAUGAUAUUUUCAGCACGCUGAAUGAAGUCGUACGAGAGACUAGUAAAGAACUCAGCGGGAAUACCGAAGGUCAAAUACGGAUCAAAUCGACUCGGGCGGGAAUGGUAAAAUGGCCGUUUACCAUGCCGCAAAUAGAAAGCAUGAGGGUUCGACUAAGAGAUGCAAAAGGGACAUUGAUGCUCAUGCUCCAGGUUGCUAUGCUACGCGAUUCAGAAAAGGCGAUGGAGGGGUAA